Molecule: messenger RNA, 2893 nt
Organism: Octopus bimaculoides (California two-spot octopus)
Lineage: Eukaryota; Metazoa; Mollusca; Cephalopoda; Octopoda; Octopodidae
Product: adhesion G protein-coupled receptor L3
Biological process (GO): cell surface receptor signaling pathway; adenylate cyclase-activating G protein-coupled receptor signaling pathway
Cellular component (GO): plasma membrane
Molecular function (GO): G protein-coupled receptor activity
Source: RefSeq, a predicted model, not a curated record
CUUAUUUUGUAUUCUUUGUAUUAUUCUUUAUAACAGACUUUGGGCUCCCGGCGAACCUAACAAUGGACUCGCUGAAGAAGAUUGUGUUGAGCUUAACUUUGAAGGAAAACUUAACGAUGAGAGUUGUCUGAGUGCGAAACCAUUCAUCUGUGAGAAAAUGAAGGUUGUUAUUUCAUCCAACAACCGUACAACUCAUUCCCACACUUCAAAAUCAUCGGCACACCACCAUCAAGGCAUCAGUUUAACAACCUCUCGUAAAACCUCGUAUAUUAAUGGCGAUUUUUCUACAUCUGAAACAACUAUUGACUCUAUGGGCGGACAAUUUUGCUCUUACGCAAAUGGUAAAGUUGUGGAGAUUAGUGAAGACGGAUUCUGUCCUGAACAAACUCUCUUAAAUAUAAAAUGGCCACGUACAGCUGCUGGUCAGGAUGCCAUAAUGCCCUGUCCAUCAGGAAGCAACAUGGCCUUCAGGGAGUGCAACAGUUAUCCCGUCUGCUGGGAAGAGAGUCACAAUAUUAACAAUUGUAUUUCUCGGCAAAUAAGGGACUUCUUGAGCGAAGCCACCCCAGAGUUGUCUAAUGGAACAAAUAAAGACAAAGUUGUGGUUUCUAAAAAGCUGGCGGAUGUUACAUCUCAACGGAAAAUGUCAGUUGAAGAUUAUGUCACUGCAUCAAAAUUCUUUAAAAGCUUCAGCAACUCCUUAGAUUUCUCUUCCAAACCUAAGAAAGAAACUGUAGACUCCAUAGUUACGGAUGUUGUACAAAUCGGCAAUAAUUUAAUGUCCGAAGAUCAGGCGAAAGCCUUUGACAACAUGACCAAACACGAAGUGGUGGAAUCGGCCUCAAAUCUGAUGAGUUCUGUGGAUUCUGCGACUAUGAAACUAGUAAAUGCCAUCGACGAACCGCGACUAAUAGUUAAAAAGACAAAGAACAUCGAGGCUCAGCUGCAAGUAUUAAAUGUCGACAAAUUAGAAGAACCGGAAAUAUCGUUUCAAUCUGAAGGCAAUUCUUUCGCUCUUCCUUCUGAAAAUCUGCGAUCCAUUAGCAAAGAUGGCUUGGCUAAAGUUGUGUUUGUGACUUACAACAGUUUACCGGAUCUUAUGCCAACGAUAAAGACGGGUACACCGGACGUUCAAAAGGAUGUUAAAAUCUACAGCAAGAUCAUUAGCGCAUCUGUUGCUAAUUAUCAUGGAGAGGUGCUCCGAGAACCUGUGGAGUUUUCUAUGGAACACACUAAGCCUUUACUAACCCAUGUGAAACCGCGUUGCUCUUUCUGGAACAUGACAGCCAACACACGACCAUAUUGGUCUCAAAGGGGAUGCAAAAUGAUAAACUCAAAUAUUUACCAAACAAAAUGUCGCUGCAAUCAUUUGACAAAUUUUGCCAUUCUCAUGGACGUCGAAGGUAUCGAGAUUUCUUACACCCAUCAGAACGCUCUCCGUAUCAUAACUUACGUUGGUUGUUCAAUAUCGAUGAUUGGUCUUUUCCUCAGUUGGAUCACGUUCAACGUAGUCACUGCUAUACGAGGGGAACGUAACUCCAUACACAAAAAUUUUGUCUUUUGUCUCUUUGUUGCUCAACUUCUUUUCAUGAUUGGUGUUGACAGAACCAAGAAUAAGAUGGUGUGUUCAGUGUUUGCUGGGCUGAUGCAUUACUUCUUCUUGGCUGCAUUCUCUUGGAUGUUGAUGGAAGCUGCCAAAAUCCUCAUCAUGAUUGUCCAGGUGUUCAAAACCGCUAAAUCGAAGAUGAUUUAUUACUAUAUAUUUGGAUAUGGAUUCCCCACCCUGGUUGUCAGUAUUUCAGCCAUCGUCAACUUGGAUGGCUACGGAACAGACAGACAUUGUUGGCUUUCCACAGAAAACUAUUUUGUUUGGGCUUUCAACGGACCCGUGGCCUUUGUCUUGCUGGUGAAUGCCAUAAUCCUGACCUAUGCACUGAUCACUAUUUACCAACAUUCUGGCUACGUCAUUCCUGACGACAUGGUAGGAACAAUCGGCGCUUGGGUUAAAGGUGCCCUCUCCCUCGAAGUUAUCCUUGGUCUGACGUGGGUCUUUGGAUUCUUCUACAUGAACGAAGCUACUCUCGUCGUUGCGUACAUCUUCACCAUUUUAAACAGUCUACAAGGAUACUUCAUAUACUGCUUCCACUGUCUUGGCAAUAAGCAGGUAUGGAAAGAAUACAAACGGUUUCUAAAGGUGAAAGAAAAGUCGACUUCUGGCACAAGUACCAAAACUGCUUCAGUUACGAGAAAACCGACAGAUGCAGCAAACUACGAAAUGGCGGCUCCGAACCACAACAAACAGUAACAUUUAUCUUCGGGCGCUAGAUUUUCUACACAUGAACAUAUGCAUAUAUGUGUAUAUAAUUAUAUACAUACAAUUACAUAAGCACACACAAUUAUAUAUAUGCACAUGUAUAUAUAUGUGUGCUAUAUAAACAUUAUGAUAUAUAAUUUAUGCAUAUGUAUAUAAUAUAUAUAUGUGUGUGUGGUUUUAAUUUGGGAGUCAUUUGAAGGCUCUCAAAGAACACAGAAUGGACAGACAGAAGUAAUUUAAAACAACUCAAAGAAAUAUCCCAUCUAAAACUGACAAAAAUUUACCUUUUUCAUUAAAAAAAAAAUUUCUUUUCAUUUUUUUCAUUUUUUUUUUUUAGUCUUUAUUUUCAUUUUUUUUUUUUCUGAGAAUUGGAUCGUACAUAUUGCAAAGAGAUAGAAAGCUCUUUUGUUGCAGAAAUUCAGAAUCAAAAUAAGCAAAGGAAUGCUUGACAAGCAACAAAAUACCCACAAAAUAUAAUCAUAAUAUUAUUAUUAUAUAAUGAUUUCUAACGAAAAUUGAAAGGAAAAAAAAAAUAUUCCAAACACAUAAAAGUAAUUUUUUAAAAGAAAAACUUUAUUA